GUUUACUUCAUUGUACCACCUCUUCUCAGUCCUUUUACAAAAUCAUGAGCUAUUCACAUUGCACUAUGGGUUCUGGUAGUAGAACUUCUAGAAGGACACUUGAAUUUGGAAGGACUUAUGUUGUUAGACCAAAAGGGAAACACCAGGCUACUAUUGUGUGGCUUCAUGGCCUUGGCGACAAUGGCUCAAGUUGGUCACAGCUCUUGGAAAGUCUUCCUCUUCCAAAUAUAAAAUGGAUUUGUCCAACUGCUCCAACUCGUCCUGUGGCUUUACUUGGGGGGUUUCCUUGCACUGCAUGGUUUGAUGCCGGUGAGCUAUCGGAAGACGGUCCAGAUGAUUGGGAAGGUUUAGAUGCAUCAACAGCACAUAUUGCAAACUUUUUGUCAACUGAGCCACCUGAUGUCAAGGUUGGUAUUGGAGGCUUUAGUAUGGGUGCUGCAUUGGCCCUCUACUCUGCAACUGCUUGUGCUCUAGGAAGAUAUGGAAAUGGCAACCCAUACCCUAUCAACCUUAGGGCUGUUGUUGGGCUAAGUGGAUGGCUUCCCGGCUCAAGGGGCUUAAGGAACAAAAUACAAGCAUCACAUGAAGCUGCAAGGCGUGCAGCAUCUUUGCCGAUUUUGCUUAGCCAUGGAACCUGUGAUGAUGUUGUCCCCUACAAAUUCGGUGAAAAAUCUGCUCAUUCAUUGAACAUAGCAGGAUUCUGGAACCUCACUUUCAAAAACUAUGAAGGGAUUGGCCAUUACACAGUCCCUAAAGAGAUGGAUGAGGUCUGCAAUUGGCUUACGGCGAGACUCGGGCUCGAGGGAUCCCGUUGAACAUAGCAAAAGCAUCGGUUCGUAGUUCGAGAAACAACAAUGGCGGAUACGAACAAGCAGAUAGUGAAAAAAAUGGCAUGUUGGGUAUAUGGUAUAGUUGAAAUUAGCCUUCUUAACUUUAACAC
Molecule: messenger RNA, 940 nt
Organism: Hibiscus syriacus
Lineage: Eukaryota; Viridiplantae; Streptophyta; Magnoliopsida; Malvales; Malvaceae
Product: acyl-protein thioesterase 2-like
Exons: 9
Coding region: 45-815 (256 amino acids)
Molecular function (GO): hydrolase activity
Source: RefSeq, a predicted model, not a curated record